UGUGCUCUUCGGAUCUGGGAAACAAUAUCGUGAUCCACGAUGAAAGAGGAGUGGAAUAGCUUGUGGUCGGCGGCCUUGGCUGUCCUUGGCUUACUUGGUAUAUUUUUGGGGACGCAUCUAUGGAGGAACUUUAAAGUACUUUGGUAUUACAAGAGUUUUAAUGUGCCGUACAGCAAGCCAGUAUUCAUAUUUGGCAACAUGCUGCCGAUGGUGCUGAAGAGAAAAUCCUUCGCUAAAUUCAUCAAGGAUUUAUACGACGAAUUUCCGAAUGCCCAGUACUCCGGUGCAUUUGAAUUCACAAAUCCCGUCUACGUUUUGCGAGAUACCGAACUGAUAAAAUCGGUUACCGUUAAAAACUUUGAUCACUUUCCCAAUCACAAACCCUUCGUGGACUCGUCGAUGGAUCCUCUUCUCGGUGGCAAUUUGUUCUCCAUGACAGGCGAACGUUGGAAGGAGAUGAGGUCCAUAGUUAGCCCGACGUUCACAUCCAGUAAAAUGCGCGUGAUGUUCGAGCUGAUAUCAAAAUGCGCGGACGACUUUACGGAUUAUUUAGAAAAACAGCCCCGCCCGUUUACCGUUGAAAUGAAGGGUCUCUUCACGAGAUAUACGAACGACGUGAUUGCCACGGCCGCAUUUGGCAUUAGCGUUAAUUCUUUAGAGAAUCAGGAGAACGAGUUUUACCUCAUGGGCAAAGACGCCACAGACUUUAGCGGCCUGCGGGCUGUUAAGAUGUUCCUGUUCUCCUGGAGUCCCGCACUGAUGAGGUUAUUGAGACAGACCUUCAUCUCGCACAAAGUGGCAACAUUUUUCCGCAAUAUAGUCGAGGACACGAUAUCCACGAGAAUUAAGGAUGGAAUUGUCAGACCGGAUCUGAUUCAUCUACUGAUGCAGGCCAAGCAUAAACAGGGAGACGAAAAACUCUCCAUCGACGAAAUUACAGCGCAGGCGUUCAUUUUCUUCUUCGCCGGUUUCGACACCGCUUCGACACUGAUGUCCUUCACCUGUCACCAGCUGGCCGUUCAUUCCGAUAUUCAGGAUAAACUGAUCGCCGAGAUCGACGCCGCGUUCGAAGAGGAGGGUGGCAAACUCUCUUACGACAAAGUCAGCCAACUCAAGUAUCUCGAUAUGGUCUUGAACGAAACGUUGCGCUACUAUCCGCCUGCUGUAUUCACUGACCGUUUAAGCGACCUUGAAUUUGAGUUGCCGCCGCCGAACGAGACUGGCAAACCGGUAAUCGUCAAGCCCGGGACUCGAGUCUGGAUUCCGAUAUACGCCCUUCACCAUGACCCUCAAUAUUUCCCGGACCCUGAGAAGUUCGACCCGGAGAGAUUCAGUCCGGAAAACAAGGGAAGCAUCAAUCCCUUUGCUUACAUGCCAUUCGGCGUCGGUCCCAGAAUCUGUCCCGGAAACAGGUUCGCCCUGAUGGAGACCAAGAUCGUGCUUUGCUGUCUUUUAAGGAAAUUCCACAUUCGCGUCGGUUCCAAAACCCACGUUCCUCUAGUCCUCAACAGAAAAAGCCCAGCCAUGGCGGCCGAGCAUGGAUUUUGGUUGGAUUUGGAAUCGAGGAAACCGGCAGUUUGUUGAUUUUGCAGAAAAUAUGGAUUUGUUGAAUUCUGCUGUAUAUGACGAGAGAUGUUUAAUUCAGUGAAAGAGGUUUCACGGUUGAACUGCCACGAAACUUGUUUUAAUUUUCUUGUUUAUUGUUUUUAUUUUAUGGUUACAAGAUGAGAACCGGUUGGUAGAAUAGUUAAAAAAGAAACCUACAACCACGCUGUAUAUGUAUGCAAAAAAAAAAAUCACCUUGCGUAGUUCAUUGCAAUAAAUACUGCGCCAUAGAGUUAAAA
This is a messenger RNA of Neodiprion virginianus, 1844 nucleotides long. RefSeq names its product cytochrome P450 9e2-like. Gene Ontology annotation, molecular function: iron ion binding; monooxygenase activity; oxidoreductase activity, acting on paired donors, with incorporation or reduction of molecular oxygen. NCBI's taxonomy places the organism in Eukaryota, Metazoa, Arthropoda, Insecta, Hymenoptera, Diprionidae. The record is from RefSeq and is a predicted model, not a curated record. The coding region runs from base 40 to 1584 and encodes 514 amino acids. The transcript has 3 exons.